Molecule: messenger RNA, 11984 nt
Organism: Amoebophrya sp. A120
Lineage: Eukaryota; Dinophyceae; Syndiniales; Amoebophryaceae
Source: the annotation of a GenBank genome assembly
GUUCGUGCGGUUAGACUACAACCCGGUCCAGGCGGGCGGGUUACUGCAGGGUUUGCUCCAAGCUUCCCAGUAUCAAAUGUAAAAAUGUCUGGGUCUGGGAACUUGUGAUGCUAAAAGUGAACGAGAGUUCCACUGCAAUACGGAGCCAAGCAUGACAAUUUGUGGGCCCCUAUGUGUUGCGUGUGAAGCAUGGCAAACUGCGUGUUUGCAUGACAGAAAAGAGGACCGCUUCGUGCCCAUGCAUCACAGAUUCUUGAGUCAUGUCAGACAAGCAUGACAAAUCUCAAAAUCUUCCAGACCCAGACAUUUUUGCAUUUGAUACCCAGCAGCAGCAGGCAUUGACCGUGUCGGCGUUUCUCCAAUUAGGGUUGAAAAUCUUUCCCGGUUUCAGCUUCAAACGACUACUAUCGACGAAAGUGGAAAUCGUGGAGGUGGUUGCCGGGCAGGCGGGGGUCAGGAUUUCUUUGGUAGAUGAUACAAACAUUCUUCAAGCGUACAACUUCCGGGACGACGAAGUGCCGCAGGCGGAGAAGGGAACAGGGUUCACUCUCAUGACCUACAUAGUGCCCGUCACCGUGAGCUCCCCUGAUUCGAUUUGUUUCGCGGUCGCUACUCCCGGAGCAACGGAUGGGAGCGGAGGAGGUAUUGCUAAUAUUGGCUGUGAUAAUUUCUGCAUCACAAGAAAACUAAAACUUUUUGCAGCGAAAGAAUUUCGCAAUACAGAUUUUCUGGAUCAAUAUCACACGCAUUCAUCAAACCGUUAUAUAUCAGGUGUCACCGUCGCGGACGUGUGUAUCAAGGUGAUUCCCGUGUCAACGCAAGUAGCCGGUAACGACCUGAUCGUCCGAACCGCGGUGGUGCUCCGCGUGUGCGUCCCGAUCCUGCUCGACGACUGCCGACAGUAUCGCAAGAAAAGACUGCUUCACUAUGAACUUGUGAUGCGUAGAAUGGAACACAGAACUAUUUGUCUUGCUACACCUGCAAGAGGACCUUGAUUCUUUAGGGGUGUUUUCGGUUUGGAAGCGCGCAUGGCAAAUUUUCUGUGUCAUGUGUGACAAACUUAUGAUGCAGAUUCUGCAAAAUAAUCAUCACAGUGAAACAGUUUUUUCUUGUGAUAGACAGCUUCCGAUCACGACUAUCGUGAAAACCAUUCCCAACGGGGCGGUUGCACCGCCCAGGAGGCGCAUGUCAGACGAGGCUGCAGAUCUUCUACUUGAGGAUGUUGCAGACGAAACGAAUAGCAACAGCCUCCGUCUUCAUCGACAGCUCCAGCAAUCCCCGCAGCCCCCAGUCUACUCUCUCGAGCCUGCGGAGCCGACUCUCGGCGACGCUCUGGCCGCGGACGAAGAGCUAUGCCUUGCACAAGUAUCGUACUCGCAUAAAUGCAUAUAGAAAUUUCCUCAGCAUGAGAAAUGAAAUCUGUAAUGCUGAUUUAACUUAAGAAAACGAUUUGUAAUGCAUGAUUUAAAAUACGAAUACGAUACUUUUGCACAGGAUAAGAGCCGGCGAUCAAGGACGACAAAUUUUUCAUCGGCGUUAGUCCCGCCGCCUUGCUCUUUUUCCUCUACGUGGCCGUCGCGGGCGGACUAGCCACGGUCGUCCUCUUAUCGUAUGUAAAAACGUCCCCGCCCCAUAGUCCAGAUGGGGAAAUGGCUAGACAAACUCACAAGCUUUUGCUGUCUUGCAUGUAGUUGGCAAAUUUGGACUCGUAGUGUAGUUGUGUUUGAGGUGGUUCAGCAGCAUCAGGCAUCCGGUAUACUAUGCUGAGUGGAGCACGACAAAUUUAAACGCGAUGAGAAAAUACAAUUUCUCAUGCGGCUGCUCCGCAUGAGAAAGAUUUUCAGCAUGCAGAUUUUCAUUACAACUAUGGAGUGGGGACGUUUAAAAAUACGAUGCCUCUACCUGUACGGGAAAUUCGGCGUCGAGCGGUACGAGCGACUGCCCGAGGAGAUGCACGAGAUUGAUGACUAUCAAAUGCAAAUAUGCCUGGGUCUAGAAAUUUGUGAUGCUAAAGUUUGGAUAAGACUGACGCUCUCAAGUGCAGCCAAACAUGACAAAUAUGCUUGACGCCGUCUGAUGCAUAGCACGCAUUGAUUACCAACUGCGUUUUUGCAGGAGGAAAAAGUAGCGCCGCUCUUGCUGGCUGUGCAACACAGAUUUUUCAGUAAUGCAAGACAUGCAACACAAGUUCCACUUUUCCAGACCCAGACAUUUUUGCAAUGCAUAAUGACGGUCAGUCGGAGGAUUUAAGUCUGGGUGGGUCCGUGAAAAAACAGGGGUCGGUAAUGCAGACCAUCCGAAAAUCUGUCUUCGGGAAAAUGCGUAUGAAAGUGCACAGCUCCCCCAGCCCCUCAUUUCUAUGUAUUGCAUGAACAGCAAUACAAGCGUCAGCAAGAAUACAGGACUUGCAUGACAAAUUCGGACAGGACUGUAGUGCUAUUUGGGCUGCCAAAACUUGUCAUGCUAACAGUGCCAAGAGCCAAGGCGCUUAAUUAGGCAUUUUGCAUGACAAAUGAGGAGGAGGGGGGGGUUGUGCACUCUCAUAAUGCGGAACGAGUCCCAUCUGGCUCCACCCGAGACGGGGAUAGAGCUGGCGAAGAAGAUAUUCUAAGGAAAAACGUCUCCACCCCAAAGUUGUCAUGCAAAUCUGCAUGGUAAAAAUGUUUCUCAUGCGGAGCCCCAUGAGUUGAGAAGCGUUUUCUAGUCGUGUUGUGGGAUUUGUGAUGCUCCAAUCAGCAUGAUAUGCUAGAUCUGUAAUGCUUCUGCAACUAGCUAAACAGGAUUAUAGUACUAUGAGAGCAAACUUGUCAUGCGAAACACUCAAACCUGGUUGAUUUGUCUAGCAGAUUUCCCAUCUUAACUCUGGUGUGCUGGGGACGUUUUUGCUCAGGAUAGAAAACGCACACGCUGGACCCGAAGUCGUUUGAUUUUGAGGCGCCGGAGUUCCCGCACUGGGGGGUGAGGAAAUUGGGGAAAAAUAUUCCGAUAUCAAAUGUAAAAAUGUCUGGGUCUGGAAACUUGUGAUGCUGAGUGGCGUAGCAUAAGGAGGCCACAAGUGCUGGCUCAGCAUGACAAAUUUCUGAGCUUGUAGGUGUUGCCUAUUCUGCAUGACAAACUGCGUCUCCGCAUGACAGAAAAACACGUCUCUUGGGCAUUGUGCAUGACAGAUUUAAGAGUCAUGCCAGACAAGCACGACAAACAUGCACUCUUCCAGACCCAGACAUUUUUACAUUUGAUAUCCGAAAAACCCGGCGCUGUACUUCUGCGCCUUCUUCGCGUACUAUGACCCGCUCAGGUGUUACAAUCUUAAACGUUACAAUAGAAUAGUGAAAUCUGUGAUGCAAGAGUGCAUGAUCUAGCCAACUCUCAUAGGAUUGUGCAUGACAAGUUCCGGAGCCCCAAACCCCACUACAAUCUGGCGAAAUUUGUAUUGCAGAAAGUAGAACGCUCGGCGAGUCUGUCAUGCUCCUCAUGCAAGACAAGUCUCAGAUUCUAUGGUAACCGAUUUGAGAUUGUAACAGCUGAGCAGGUUAUACGUACAACUUGCACUUUUUGCGGUGGUUUGCGGUGAAAGCCGGGACCAUGCGGAUCCAUCAGUUACCCUACCUCGGCGACGAAAUCGCUUAUUUCCGUACGGUGAAUCAGAAGCACAUGCCGAGCCCGGUGGUGAAGAAGUUCUUGGUGUGGCGCAGGUCGGUGCUGAUGUUUUUCUGUGGGAUUAUGCAUUGCAAAAGCAUCGUGAUCGUACUAGUAUAAAUUGCAUUAGAGCGGGGUAACAAAUUCUGGCGAUUUGUGGUCAUCCCACUUUUCACCCGCCUGGCCGGGUGGGUGAAAAGUGGGACGGAAUCGGAUCCACGCGCACGCGAACGGAAAAAAGCAAGAUCCGGCCAGUCGGUCAGGAUCCUGAUAUGCUAAGCCAAUUUGUAAUACAUAAUCCUGAUAUGAUCGGCCAGUCGGUCAUAUGCUAAGCCAAUUUGUAAUACAAAUUGGCUUAGCAUUACAAAUUAAGUCUGUAAUGCGGAUUUGCCUUCAAAAAAAGAUUUGUAUAUGCAUAAAAGCAAUUAGUACGAGUACGAUACUUUUUCACAGGAUAGGGAUCGUCGCGUACCAAUUGGUCGGCACCGCGGUGAUUGAGAUCGCGGGCGUCGCGGAAAUAUCAAAUGCAAAAAUGUCUGGGUCUGGAAGAAUGCAUGAUGUUUGUCAUGCUUGGCUGGCAUGAUUCGAGAAUCUGUGUUGCAUAGGCACGAAAAGGCCCUCUUACCUGUCACGCAAAAACGCAGUUUGCCAUGCGGAAUACGUAAGACAUGGGAGCCAAAAAAUUUGUCAUGCGUAGCUGCGUAUUGCAGUCCGUCUGCCAUUCACUUUUAGCAUCACACCGACCCAGACACUUUUGCAUUUGAUAGGAGAAUUUGAUCGAGUCAACCGCCUUCAAACAGGAGUCGAGAGACCACACGGAAGUGCGGGACGGGAUGGGAAUGAUGAAUAACAUUGACGUCUCGGUGUCGAAUGAAGCGGAGGCGACUCCUGAAAGCAGACUCUUGCUAGAACACAUAGAAAGAACCGAGAACAACAAACAAAACAGUAGACAAGCGUCCUUCCAUCAUAACAAGAAGCACAAGUUUGCCCACUCGUUUUUGAAACUGGCGGAGCGCAAGGACAAACUGAUCUCCCGGCAGAUGCAGCCACUGCAUGAGAGGAAGUCGAUUUUCGCGAACACGCUGGAUAUGUUUGUGACACGGAAAGAAAAGAACUCAUUCCUUCCAGCAUCUACUUCAACUUCCUUCGGGCAGUCCGCAGCCCGGGCGCUGCAACAGGUGAAUGCAACCAGUAUGUCGGAAGUCGAUACCGUCGCACGACGGGCCGCCGCGCAACUCGCGGACGCGAUGCUGGUGGCGGAGAGGGUGAAGUCCUUUUCCUCCAUUAUGGCGAUCCGAAACUUCGUGACCACGCUCGUCCAGCUCCUCUUCGCGGUGAAGGCACUGUCCAUCUGGUUCGACUACAGUCCGUCGUAUCCUGAGUAAAAACGUACCCACACCAGAGUUGUAAUGCAGAUUUGCAAAGACAGGAACAUUUGUAAUGCGCAUCCGCAUGAGAGCCAUUUUCAAUCGUGUUUUGGAAUUUGUGAUGCUGUAAACAGGAUGAGCAGAUGAAUCUGUGAUGCGGCUGCACUUGCGAACCAAACCUGCACUACACUGCAGAGUGCAACUUGUCAUGCGUGACUCACAAAACUCCUAGGUUUGUGUUGCAAAAUCCCCAUCCUGACUCUGGUGUGGGUACGUUUUUACUCAGGAUACCUCGUCCACGUUAGUCAUCUAUUGCGAUGAAAAACGCCCUCACCCCCGAGCUUGGGAGCAUUUGUAUUGCAAACCUUUCCAAAAGACAGACUCGCCCUCUUGCAUCUAUCAGCAUCACAGAUUUCCAAUCGUGAAUAGCAAAAAUCUGCAUUGCAAAAGACCCCAGCAAGAGCGGCGCUUGUCAUGCAAGCGAUGCGAUAUACGCCUAGGCUCUGCAUCAGAAAGAUUCAUGCUCCUUUCAUGCAUGACAAAAAGUUUUCGUUUGGAAACUUCGCAUCACAAAUUUUUGCAGUUUCAGGGGUGGGUGGCAUUUUUCACUGUAAUAUCAUCUACGGGUUUUUGGUGAAGAUCGCCUUCAUCAUAUCCUGUGGAAAAACGUGCCCACCCCAUACGUCAAGUUGGUAAAUCUGCAAUACAAAUCUCCAAGCUUUGGGAGUUGUGCAUGACAAGCUUCCAUCUGCAGUGCAGUGCUGGUUAGCAAGGGCGGUCGGAUGAUGAGAAAGCCGCUUUCUCAUCCUGGUCACAGCAUUACAAAUUCCCAAACACGAUUGGAAAUGCCUCUCAUGGAGAUGCGCACUACAAAUGUUCCCGUCACUGCGCAUCUGUGUUGCAUUUUGUUUAGCAUGACAACUAUAGGGUGGGGGCGUUUUUGCAUAUGAUGCGUUACGUGUUUGAGUUACUUCCCCUGGUUCGACAUUAUGUUCCCCGAGGGAAAUGAGCUCUGCACCUCCUCUCCCGAGUUCUGCGACCGAAUUCUAUUACCCGCGCGGCUGUACAUGGACCUGAUUCUGAACAUCCCCGUGAUCACGUUCGCCAUGUCGCUCAUUCUAUCAAAUGCAAAAAUGUCUGGGUCUGGAAACUUGUGAUGCAAGUCAGUCAAUAACACAUGCGCUGUAAUGCGCCGCCAAGCAUGACAAGUUCCUUCGUGCUUCUGUGCUGCGUAUUCCGCAUGAGAAGCUGCGUUUUUGCAUGACGAGCGAGAGAGGCUGUUUGUGGUCACGCAAUACAGAUUUAAGGGCCAUGCCAGAUCAGCAUGACAAAUCUCGCAAUCUUCCAGACGCAGACAUUUUUGCAUUUGAUACAUUCCGGGCAUAGCCGGCGGGACCAUGUCCGUCACGGAGGUGUAUCCUGUGCAAAAGUAUCGUACCCUUAAGGUAAACCCGCAUUACAAAUUUUAUUUCUCAUGCUGAGGGGUAUAUGCAUUUAUACGAGUGCGAUACUUUUGCAGUGCAUAAGGUGUUACCCUUCACGAUUUUCCCCUACUUCGUGAUGCUGUGUGCGCCCUUUUUGGUGGUGGUUUUGACCCUAUGGCCCAUGCUGUCCAUCAUCGCACACGGCCUGGGGUCGGUGUACAUGAUGCUGGGCGCUUUGUUCUACGUAGCCUACGCAUUGGUCCUGUCCUACGGUGCUUUCAAAGGAAUGCACACCAUGACGGCGUUUGAAGACUUGGGAUCGGAAAUCUACUUAUGAACUGCAAAAGUAUCGUAUUCGUCUAAAUGCAUGCAGUACGUUGGAAUGUUGUUUUUGGUUGGGAUGUUGAGCAUCACUACGAAAUGUUGAAAAUAUACUGCGACAGGAUUUUUGCGCGCAAGCAUCGCAAAAGCAAAAGCAAAGCAAUGGCGUACCCUUUUCCCUGUGAAAGCAAAACAGAACAUCCGAACCCGAGAAAACACUCCACAUCUCUCCAAGCCGAUGGAUUGCGCAAAACAUUCGAUUGCCGGAAAAAGAACAAUCGAAAGAAAAACAGCAAUGCAAUGGUCUACGGGAGAAGUGAAUUGCUGGCAACAGUGGCCCGCAGUUGCCCCGAUGUGGUGUGGUGAUUUUCUUGCGCGCACGCAAAAAAGAGGGCAAGACGCGAUAUCAGCGAAAGAAUUUCCCAGCUGUCGUUUUGAUAUGGAACCAACAAAAGGCAACUUUGGAAAAUGGGCGAAAGGACUCAAAAGCAGGAGCCUCGCUCAAAAUAAAAUGUAAAGCAACGCUAAGAAAUACGCAGCGCAAAAAACAAAAUCGAAGCAAAACCAGCAAUGCAAUGGUCUAAGGGAAAAGCGCAUUGCUGGCGCAAAUAGCUACAAGAUGCUAGCAGCAGCGGCGCCGGCGCACCUUGGCCCCUAUUAAAUGCGAGCGCGAAGAAGAGAAUGCGAAGCCAACAAAGCAGUGCGCUCGCUCUUAUUUGGAUGGAUGCGCUGAAGGCAACAGAAGAUAACCUGGGGAGGAAAGACAGCCCCUAUAGAGAAUAGCUACGGGGGAAAGGUCCCUGCUACCACGGCAAGCGAGGGGCGGAAAUCGACGACGAGCUAGGAAGUUUGAGUGCACGAGAAGCAGAGCCGCUGCGAUCAUCGGAGCGAGUUUGCUUCGGUGCGUGGGGCGAAGGGCGAAGCGAGAUUACGGGGGAGGGGGGGGGGAAAGGGCGCGGAGGUCUGCGUUUUCGCCGCGAGCCGACUCCCCAUGCUCGGUCGCCUGUGCGAUUUCGAUGCCCCGCGCGACGGCGGGCCCAGCCCCCGAAAAAAAAACCAGACGACAGCAGCGCCGGCCCCUGAAAUAACAAAAAGCACGAUCGCGCCCGGCGUGGGGCCCUCGCAAUGCACGGACGAGCGCACGCAUUUUCGAAGAGGAAUGGGGGAGCAAUGAAUCCCAGGGCCGCAGAAUUUCAGCGGGACAACGCGCGACCAAACUGGCUCGGACGCAAGCGGGGCACGCAGCGGCGCACAAUUACGGCACACAAGGGCGAACGCAAGCGGGGGCCCUACGUCCUACAGGAGACAAGAGGGAGCCACGCGCCCUACGAGAGACAAGGGGAGCCGUUGCUGCUGGUGUUUUUCAAGAAAGCCGGGCGACUUUUUCAGCAUGGUCAUAAGGCCAGUUCGGAUGUAAUCCUGGCGACUUUUUCAUGGGUUUUUGUGCGUUUUGAAAUGAUGAAAAACAAUCCAAAUUGCGAGCAGUAUUGCACUUUUUCAGCCAUCACUGCAAGCAAAUAUGACGCCGAUAGGUUUUUUUUGAAGGGGAAAACCACAUUUGAUCGCGGCGCGCGAUGAAAUGUCUACACAUUCCAACUAGAACAGCAAUUGAUCGCAGCAGCUGUUUUGUACGAAAUCUACAUUCCAUCGUAGCAGCAAUCGAAAUUUCUGCAUGCAUGACAAAUUCCCUUAGCAUGAGAAAGAAAAUUUGUAAUGCUGUUUUAUCUUGAGAAAAAAAUUUGUAAUGCAUGAUUGCAAUACGAGUACGAUGCUUUUGCACAGGAUACUACUCCCGGACGAACGAAUCGAAGUUAGAACAACUGUAUGAACCGCAAAUAUGUCUGGGUCUGGAAGGGUGCAAGGUUUGUCAUGCUUGUCUAGCAUGACUGAAAAGUCUGUGAUGUGUGUCCAAGAAGAGACCCUUUUGCUUGUCAUGCACAAACGCAGUUUCUUUGUCAUGCCGAAAGCGCAACACUAAGCCCUGCAAAUAUUUCUCAUGGAGGUUGGUUGGCUGUGCAUUACAGACCAUUCACUAUUCACAACUAAGCAUUGUUACAAGUUUCCAGACCCAGACGCUUUUGCAUUUGAUAAGCUACAGCAUAUGGCGAUUCAGCAUUACACGCCGAAGAAGUCGGUGUUUGGCAAGGUGUUGUCAGCUGUGUCGAAAAACAAGUCCACGAAUGCGAGCCCUAAAAUGUCCCCGGCAGCUCCGAGCGGCGGCAGGGAAAAUCAAGUCGUAGUCUGUGGCGGUGAAAUGAUCCAGAAAUGCAACACAACACACACGACCCACAGCGAGGCGCUGAGGACCUAUAACGGUCGUGUCGACCACCGCUGCACGGAAAAGAACUACGACAGUACGCUGUUGCAAGAUGAGGAGGACAACAAGAUCACCAAAACUCGAUCGGAGGAAGAGAUUGGGGACUUGGAAAUGAGCGAGCACCAGGCGGUCGCGGUACUGGAAGAUGUUAACCCGGUCGUCGUGUUUAAUAAUGGUAGUACUGGCGAUGGACAGCAGGAACAGCAACCGCAAGACUAUUCCGCCCAAGAGAACCACACUUUCGAAGACGCCGAGCAGUCGAACGCAGAAGAGAUGCACAGUCUUGACCACCAGAGUUUCGUCGAAGGGCAGCAUAGCAAAAUGAACCAGAACUCCGCCGCGGACGACGAUAGCGAAGAUGCUGAGCAGAAGAACAACAAGCCCUUAUCGGUCCGGGUCGUCGGACUAGCCCCGGCUUCCCCCGAGCGGGAAACGAGUCAGCUGAGCAUACAGCAAAACGUCACGGAAGAUUCCGGCGGAAUCAUGCAGUCAACCUUUAUAAAGUCCAGCGAGAAACUAUGAAAGUGCACAACUCCCCCUCAUUUGUAUUGCAUGCACAGCAAUAUUACAAGCGUUAGAAAGAAUACAGUUUUUGCAUGCCAAAUUUAGACAGGCGUGUAGUGCUAUUUGGGCUGCCAGAACUUGCCAUGCAUACAGUGCUAAGAGCCAAGGCGUAAGUUAGGCACUUUGCAUGACAAACGAGUGGGGGGGCUGUGCACUUUCAUAGAAACUCCGAAAGAAGAUGUCGCACUACAGCGGCAUGAUAGAAUCCCGACUGAAGAACAACCGAACGGGAGGAUUACUUGUCGGGUCGACGUUUCUCGGUGGGGUGGACGACAUGACGAACAAGGCGAAUGGUACAGCAGGAGGAGGUGUAAAUGAAAACAAGCCGAAUGUCGAGUACGCACUGGUACAGGCGACGUUGAUCAAGCAUCUGUGCACGAACGUGAAGAAGAAGAUGAUGAACGUGAUGCGCUUGUCACUCCUUAUGCAGAUUCUGGCGCUGGGGUUCAUCGCGGCGGCAAUCAUCAUUGAGGGCAAGGAGUUCAUCGAUUUGGCCAUCAAUUCCGAUAUGGUGGCGAGCAUCAUGCUGCUCUAUGAACUGCAAAAGUAUCGUACUAGUAGUAGUAAUUGCAACACAAAUUCGCUCAGCGUGACAAAUGGAAUUUGUCAUGCUUAUUUAGCUUGAAAAAGAAAUCUGUCUUGCAUGACUGCGAUUAGUACGAGUACGAUACUUUUGCACAGGAUAUGCUCUUCGCGGACGCAAUGAUCAACAAGACCAUGAUGGACCUUAUCACUAUCGAUUUCCAAUUCGGAGCGUUUAUGCAUUGCAAAUGUGUCUUGGUCAUCUGGAGACACGCAAACUUGUCUGUGAUGCGUAUUUUAGAUCACACGAAAAUCUGUCAUGCAUAAACAGCAAGAGCAUCGAUCCCGUUACCGUUUCUUGUCACCGAGAGCGGAAAUUUGUCAUGCGGAUUAAGCAUUGGUAGGCGCUUGAAAAACCUGUGAUGCUAGGGCUUGCAUGGCAGACCUUGAGGGUCAAGCAGAGACAGCAUGACAAACAGCUGUGCUCAUCCAGACCAAGAUAAAUUUGCAUUUGAUAGCGUUGGUCAAAAUGCGAUUGUACAAUGGCUACAUGUCCGACGAUCAGGACCUGUCCAACCUGGCGGUCCUUUUCAAAUUUUCCGACGCCUUAAACGAACAUUUCUGCAAGGGCAUCCUCCGGGCGCAGGCCAAGGAGCAGCAGAAGCGGAGCGGGGACAAAAACGAAACGGAUGGGAACAGUGCUACUACGAAAAACCCGACGUCGGUCGGCGCCAAGGGAAGUAGCGCCGCGUAUUACAAUGAAAAAUGCCCCCACGACCCCCGAACUUGGGAGCAUUUGUAUUGCAAACCUUUCCAAGUGAAACACUCGCCCUCUUGCAUCUAUCAGCAUCACAGGUUUCCAAUCGUGAAUAGCAAAAAUUUGUAUUGCAAAAAACCCCAGCAAGAGCGGCGCUUGUCAUGCAGGCGAUGCGAUACACGCCUAGACUCUGCAUCAGAAAGAUUCACACUCCUUUCAUGCAUGACAAAAAGUUUUCAUGUGGAAGCUUCGCAUCACAAAUUUUUGCAACUUCAGGGGUGGAAGGCAUUUUUCACUGUAAUACCGCGAAGAAUUUGUUUACCGCGCCGGUGUCGUUUGUGGCGAACAAAAUGGUCUCCGGGGUGAGUCCGCGCUCGAAAAAGGAAUGCGUGGAUUGAGACGUGGAAGAAGGCGGAUUUUUUUUGGUGGGAAAGUAGCGAGGAAUCUGAAUUUGAAUACGAAAUGGCUUUAGAAGUUUUUUUAGUAGUUUCACGUAGUAUAAUCACGACAGCAACAAGCAACUCUAUCAUCUAGAAAUAGAAAGCAAAACAGAGUGUGAAAAAAGUUGACAAGAUACUGUUUCUGGAAAUAAGGCUUGAAUAAGUAGAAGAAUAUCGAAAGACCGCGCUUUUUCUCAAUAUAGCAAAUUUUUUAGCAGCAAACUGAUUUGAAAAGAAUAUGCAGAUAGUGGUCUCAGCAUAGCAAAUCGAAAGCAUUGACUUCAAAACUCUCCUUGAAAAAUAGCGACUGACUUUAUUACAGAAUAUUUACAAAUGAUAGAUUAUUUUCCCAUGAAGGUUCGAUAUCCUCGAUUUCCUAGUUCCAUAGAUUGCGGACCCUUACACCAACAUUCAUAUGAGUUUGAAAAGUAAAAGCAUAGCAUGAUGAAAAACAAGUGCAUACAAAUGAAAAGGAAAAAUAUCGAAAGCAAACAGGAAUGAAAGAAAAGAAAGAGUCCCCUCUAGCAUCCCUGCAAAAGUCGAACGCGAACACAGCGCAGCGCUGGAGCAGUGAACAUGAAGACACAACAUAAAUGGGAACGAGAAAAUAACAUAACAACAUGCGCUAGUAAUGCU